This is a messenger RNA of Psylliodes chrysocephalus, 840 nucleotides long. NCBI's taxonomy places the organism in Eukaryota, Metazoa, Arthropoda, Insecta, Coleoptera, Chrysomelidae. The record is from the annotation of a GenBank genome assembly.
AUGCCUUUAAUAGUAUUAACAGGCGUCCCUAGCAGUGGGAAAACCACGAGAAGCGAAGAACUGCGCACCUUUCUCAAGGAACAAAACAAAGAAGUCCACCUUGUUAGUGAACAUGACCAAAUAGUGAAAGCUGGUUUUGACAAAAAGACAUGUUACGCUGAUAAAGACAAAGAGAAGCAUAUUAGAGGUAUUUUGAAAUCUGAGAUGAUAAAAUUAUUGUCCCCUAAUAGUAUAGUUAUAUUGGAUGCUUUAAAUUAUAUCAAAGGAUAUAGAUAUGAAUUAUUUUGUGCUGCAAAAGCAAGUAAAUGUACCCAGUGCACCGUUCACACAGAAAUAAAUAGAGAGGAAGCUUGGAGUUUUAAUGAACUUCGAGAGAAUGAUGCUGAAAAAUAUGAUAGGGAAACUUUUGAUGCAUUGGUCAUGAGAUAUGAAGAUCCUGAUGGUAAAAAUCGAUGGGAUGCCCCAUUAUUUACAGUUUAUCCUGAGCGGGAAAUGGAUAAAGAAGGAAUUUAUGCUGCUUUGUUUAAAAAGAAGCUGCCAAAGCCCAAUAUGUCUACACAAAAUCCUCCACUCAAAGCUACAAACUUUUUGUAUGAAUUAGAUCAGAUUACUAAGAAAAUUGUAGAUGGUUUGAUUUUAGAAAUAAAGAGAGGUGCUACUGGUGACAUUAAAAUUAAUGGUUACGAAGAUCUGAGCUUAAAUAUUUCAAAUAUUAGUAUCCCAGAUCUUAUAAAUUUUAGGAGGCAGUAUGUCAAUUACUCCAAGUCACAUACACCUGAUCCUCAUACUAUACCUAAACUUUUUAUACAGUAUUUAGCAGCAAAUUUGUAUAAAGGAUAA